This is a messenger RNA of Miscanthus lutarioriparius, 1353 nucleotides long. NCBI's taxonomy places the organism in Eukaryota, Viridiplantae, Streptophyta, Magnoliopsida, Poales, Poaceae. The record is from the annotation of a GenBank genome assembly.
AUGGCCGCCACCAGGAGAGCCUUCUUCCACUGCGGCGUCGACGGCAUUGCGCGCGCCGCGCCGGGGGAGGCCGAGCUGCUGCCGCAGGUCGGCGGCCGCCGAGCGGAGGAAGGCGCCAGCAGCAUGAUCUUCGGCUUCCCCAUGCCCGUGGUGCCCGGCCGGCCGGCCGCCGUCACCCAGCAGUUCUUCCCGGCCACUGCGGCAGCGCCGGCGCAGCAGCUGGCGACGGAGGAGCAGUGGCAGUGCCACAUGCCCUCUGGUUGUAGCGCGGCGGAGCAGUGGGUCCGGUCGGCGUCGAGGAAGAGCCGGCGCGGCCCGCGGUCCCGGAGCUCGCAGUACCGCGGCGUCACCUUCUACCGCCGCACCGGCCGGUGGGAGUCCCACAUCUGGGACUGUGGGAAGCAGGUGUACUUGGGUGGAUUUGACACAGCGCAGGCUGCUGCAAGGGCCUAUGACCAGGCUGCUAUCAAGUUCCGCGGCGUGAAUGCAGACAUCAACUUCACCCUGGACGACUACAAGGAUGAGAUGAAAAAGAUGAAGAGCUUCAGCAAGGAGGAGUUCGUGCAGGUGCUCCGGCGGCAGGGCGCCGGCUUCGUCAGGGGGAGCUCCAGGUUCCGGGGAGUCACUCAGCACAAGUGCGGCAAGUGGGAGGCCAGAAUCGGAAAGCUCAUGGGCAAGAAGUAUGUGUACCUGGGCCUGUUUGAUACAGAGACGGAGGCUGCCCAGGCUUAUGACAAGGCUGCCAUCAAGUGCUACGGCAAGGAGGCGGUGACCAAUUUUGAUGCCCAGAGCUACGACAACGAGCUGCAAUCGCAGUCUUGGGACGGCGGCGAGCUGGAUCUCGAGCUCAGUCUGGGCUAUGCCGGCAGCGAUCCGCCGUCCACGGUCGCCGUCGAGGCGUUCAGCUCCGCGCCGGGCAGCAAGCAGAGGACGAUGACCCUGACGCUCGAUCUGCCGGCGGUGGCGGCGGAGGGGGAGGAGACGAGCGCCAGCUACCCGCACAGGAGCAUCCUCAGCAGGCCUCCGCCGCCGACUGCUGCCGCCGGCAUGUUCUGGCGCCCGGCUGACGGCCACGUCCACGUCCGACACCGCCGCCACCCCGGCAGCGGCAGCAGGGACGACACGCUGCACAUGCAACUCCAUAUGCACCUGGGCGACGAGCAGGCCCAGAUCGACAGCGGUGGGGGCCCGCGCGCGCGCUGGACCAAUCCCGGUGGCAACGGCAUUAACUGGGCGCCGCCGUACGCCAGCGCCCGCCCCGGCAGCGACGACGACGCCAGCAGCGCCGCUGCCGCAGCAUCAUCAGGAUUCCCUCUGUGGCAGCUGGGCGAGGCGUGCAGGCCCAGCCGCUGA